ACACACACACACACACACACACACACACACACACACACGUCUUAUGUAACCGAGCCUGGGCAGAGCAGGGCUGCAGAAAGCAGCCGAAUCGGCGAGCCCGGCGCCCAGGAGCAGGUGGGACCUCCUUUGGCGGGAGGGGAGUGGUGACGGCGCUCAGCUCGGCAGGCGGAAACCUCCCCAGCGCCUGAGUCUCUGCCCCCGCGCGGGGCCCGGGCGGUGCGGCCGGAGGGAGCGGCCGGAUGGAGCGGAGGAUGAAAGGCGGAUACUUGGACCAGCAAGUGCCCUACACCUUCUGCAGCAAAUCGCCCGGAAAUGGGAGCUUGCGCGAAGCGCUGAUGGUCCCGCAGGGGAAGCUCAUGGACCCGGGCUCCCUGCCGCCCCCCGACUCCGAAGAUCUCUUCCAGGAUCUCAGUCACUUCCAGGAGACGUGGCUUGCUGAAGCCCAGGUACCCGACAGUGAUGAGCCUUUUGUUCCUGAUUUCCAUUCAGAAAACUUAGCUUUCCACAGCCCCACCACCAGGAUCAAGAAGGAGCCCCAGAGCCCCCGCACAGACCCGGCCCUGUCCUGCAGCAGGAAGCUGCCACUCCCCUACCACCAUGGCGAGCAGUGCCUUUAUGCCAGUGCCUAUGACCCCCCUAGACAAAUCGCCAUCAAGUCCCCUGCCCCCGGUGCCCCUGGACAGUCGCCCCUGCAGCCCUUCCCCCGGGCAGAACAACGGAGUUUCCUGAGAUCCUCUGGCACCUCCCAGCCCCACCCUGGCCAUGGGUACCUUGGGGAGCAGAGCUCCGUCUUCCAGCAACCCUUGGAUAUUUGUCACUCGUUCACAUCCUCCCAGGGAGGGGGCCGGGAACCCCUCACAGCUCCCUACCCACACCAGCUGUCGGAGCCCUGCCCACCCUACCCCCAGCAGAGCUUCAAGCAGGAGUACCUUGAUCCCCUGUACGAACAGGCCAGCCAGCCAGGAGUGGGCCAGGGUGGAGCCAAUGGGCACAGGUACCCAGGGGCGGGGGUGGUGAUCAAACAGGAACAGACGGACUUCGCCUACGACUCAGAUGUCCCCGGGUGUGCGUCGAUGUACCUUCACACAGAGGGUUUCUCUGGGCACUCUCCAGGGGACAGGACCGUGGGUUAUGGCUACGAGAAACCUCUGAGACCAUUCCCAGAUGAUGUCUGCGUCGUCCCGGAGAAAUUCGAAGGAGACAUUAAGCAGGAAGGGGUUGGGGCGUUCAGAGAGGGACCGCCCUACCAGCGCCGGGGGGCUUUGCAGCUGUGGCAGUUCCUGGUGGCCCUGCUGGAUGACCCAACCAACGCCCACUUCAUUGCCUGGACUGGCCGGGGGAUGGAGUUCAAACUAAUCGAGCCUGAGGAGGUCGCCAGGCUCUGGGGCAUCCAGAAGAACCGGCCGGCCAUGAAUUACGACAAGCUGAGCCGCUCACUCCGAUACUACUAUGAGAAAGGCAUCAUGCAGAAGGUGGCCGGCGAGCGCUACGUGUACAAGUUUGUGUGUGAGCCCGAGGCCCUCUUCUCUCUGGCUUUCCCGGACAAUCAGCGUCCAGCCCUGAAGGCUGAGUUUGACCGGCCAGUCAGUGAGGAGGACACAGUCCCUUUGUCCCAUUUGGACGAGAGCCCUGCCUACCUCCCAGAGCUAGCUGGCCCCACCCAGCCCUUUGGCCCCAAGGGUGGCUACUCUUACUAGGCCUGGCCGCUGCUCCCCUGCCACCGGUGGGUGCUAUCUUGUGUACAUAUAGAUGCGUUUGGUGUUGGGGAAACCCUCACUCUGAAACCCACAGAUGUCUUUGGAGCAGAUCCCCACUGGCCCACCUGCCGCCCCUGCCCAGACUCUGAGCUGCUCACCAGAGUCGUUGGGAAGGAAAAAUGGAGACGCUGCAAGUGCAAAGGUGGGGUCCAGGAGCUCCUCUGGGGGUGUCGCCUCCAGCCUCUUCCCAGGCCCUGCUUAGAAGCCCAAGCUGCACUCCUCUCCCCCAACACAGAGGACGAGAGUUCACUCUGUUCUGGGUGACAGAGAAGGAGCGUUCCACUUUAUCAUGGUGGAAAGGGGUGCACUAAGCUUCCCAGAGUCUCCAUGGUGGGCAGACAGAAGCCUGCAUCCUGCACUCCGCUCCAAGCUGUGGCCCUGGAGGGUCCUGCUUGUCCAUUCUUGGUGCUCCGUGUUCUGAGAGGCAGGAGGAGGCUGGAGUCAGGGGUUAGGGGUAGGGGAGGGGCUGCAGGGUGGAGGCCAGGUGGGCUGGGUUCCUGCUUCUAGGGCCCUUUGCCUUUUCUCUGCCUAGGAUUCCACCUCCACCUCCACCACAUCUGCCAGACCCCAAUAAAGGCCCCUGCUUCUCCU
This is a messenger RNA of Canis lupus familiaris (dog), 2348 nucleotides long. RefSeq names its product ETS variant transcription factor 4 (gene ETV4). Gene Ontology annotation, biological process: cell differentiation; regulation of transcription by RNA polymerase II. The coding region runs from base 240 to 1697 and encodes 485 amino acids. The record is from RefSeq and is a predicted model, not a curated record. Gene Ontology annotation, molecular function: DNA-binding transcription factor activity, RNA polymerase II-specific; sequence-specific DNA binding. Gene Ontology annotation, cellular component: nucleus. Lineage: Eukaryota; Metazoa; Chordata; Mammalia; Carnivora; Canidae. The transcript is spliced from 13 exons.